UAUUAUUAUUAUUAUUAUUAUUGCAAAUUCUUAGAUUAUUGCAAGUUGCAUAUAGAUAUAACCGUAUAUUAAUCCGUCUCAAAUGAUUGACAGGCGCACCACACUGCUGGGCUGUGACGUAGUCCUGCCGCUACGUCACAAGGAAUGCCCCAGAAUGUGCAUUAUGAUGUCACCCGUCGACCUGUCACCGUUGGGUGACGCUGCCAUGACAACAGUGGACCGGUGUUGGACAGUAGUACACUUUGUGGCUAAGUGGGUGGGUGAAAGAGGACUUUCUACAAAACCAGUUUGCCCCGUACAAACCAGUUAAACCACGCCCUGGUUCGUCUCCAGUCUCUCCGCCUCGCCGCGAUGGUUCUGCCGUGUCUGCCCUCCUGCACAAGGCUCUCGUUGCGGUCCUGUGCUUGGCUCGACUCCCCUCUGGUUGCGGCGUGUCAGAGGAAGGUGUUCACCGUCUCGCUGCCGAAGAAAGACGUCUACACCGGGCUGUCCCUGUCCCUGCUCAUGCUGCACUUCGGGGUCCUCAUGAGCGAUCUCACCCUGCACUCCGCUGCACAGACAGCAGAGGGAUCGAGUCACAACUACACCGUCAUGCUUAUGCUGUCCCAUGUAAUGAGUUUCUACCUGUCUCUGCUGGGCUGGGUGUACUCCCUGCAGACUGGGGCCCGGAGGCUGAGCGCUGUGGCCUUCGUAUCAACCUGUCUGAAUCUCACGCUGUUCUUGGCUCGCUUCUCGUUUGAGUUUGUUGUGAUCCAGUACCGAGCGGAGCUGUACUGAGGUGCUGUCAGUCCCGGAGCGACCCGGUCCACAAUCCUCCCUAUGCUUCUUUAGAAUACUUCACAGACUUUUUAUUAUUGAAAUAUGCUAUGAAUCCAUAAACAAUCAUGAGAAACAAUAACAGAUACAAAAUUAAAAGUUGACCUGAACUGUGACACGCUGUAUAAAUGAUGGAUGCCAAACUUCGUUAGCUGUAACGUGGGGGGGGCGUCCGUGUAUCAGUGUGUCUGUCUGUCUGUCUGUGUAUCCGAGUGUGUAGCAGUGUCUCUCUCUCUCUC
Polyodon spathula (Mississippi paddlefish) is the source of this 1055-nucleotide messenger RNA. Its product is annotated as transmembrane protein 262-like. Bases 352 to 777 code for a protein of 141 amino acids. The record is from RefSeq and is a predicted model, not a curated record. NCBI's taxonomy places the organism in Eukaryota, Metazoa, Chordata, Actinopteri, Acipenseriformes, Polyodontidae. The transcript is spliced from 4 exons.